AUGUCCAGCAUCCGAGAACAAAAGGCUCAUCAAACUCUUGAUCAGAGUUCAAUGCCCAACUUUAAUUCUUCAUGGGUCAACUACAAAGGCGCAUGGUUUACCACAUUGUUUAUCAUUUUACUGUUAAAGACUCUGUUCUCGGUCAUUCCGUUCAUUAGUGCAGAAGCAAGUUGGACUUUGACGAAUCUGACGUUUAACAUUGGCCAAUAUAUCAUGUUCCAUUGGGUACAAGGUAUUCCAUUCGAAAACCAUCAAGGAGCUUAUGACGGGUUGACCUUGUGGGAACAAAUUGAUGGAGGUGUCCAGUUUACAGCAACCCGCAAGUUCUUUACGGCUGUGCCGAUCGCCUUGUUUUUAUUGAGCACGCAUUAUACGCAUUAUAACCUCGUCUUGUUGGUCAUCAACUUUGCACCCUUAAUGUUGGUGUUGGUCGCUAAAUUGCCUGUCAUGCACAGAGUACGGGUCUUUGGCAUCAACAAGAUCGAUCACGUCGUUGAUUAA
This is a messenger RNA of Zychaea mexicana, 501 nucleotides long. Its product is annotated as ORMDL family. Lineage: Eukaryota; Fungi; Mucoromycota; Mucoromycetes; Mucorales; Lichtheimiaceae. The transcript has 4 exons. Gene Ontology annotation, biological process: intracellular sphingolipid homeostasis; negative regulation of ceramide biosynthetic process; ceramide metabolic process. Gene Ontology annotation, cellular component: endoplasmic reticulum membrane. The coding region runs from base 1 to 501 and encodes 166 amino acids. The record is from RefSeq and is a predicted model, not a curated record.